GGGGGCGGGAGGCGGCCCUAGCGCCAUUUUGUGGGCACGAAGCGGUAGCUCGGCUUGUAUCGGGUUUCUCGCUGUCUCAGUUUCCUCGUCGUGCUUCCUAGCAGCGGCCUAGUGGAAAAUUAAGCAAAGAUGUCUGAAUAUAUUCGGGUAACAGAAGAUGAGAACGAUGAGCCCAUUGAAAUACCAUCAGAAGAUGAUGGGACAGUAUUGUUGUCCACAGUUACAGCCCAGUUUCCGGGGGCAUGUGGCCUGCGCUACCGCAAUCCAGUGUCUCAGUGUAUGAGAGGUGUCCGGCUGGUGGAAGGAAUUCUGCAUGCCCCAGAUGCUGGCUGGGGCAAUCUGGUAUAUGUUGUCAACUAUCCGAAAGAUAACAAAAGGAAAAUGGAUGAGACAGAUGCUUCCUCAGCGGUGAAAGUGAAAAGAGCAGUCCAGAAAACAUCUGAUCUAAUAGUGUUGGGUCUUCCCUGGAAAACAACAGAACAAGAUCUUAAAGACUAUUUCAGUACUUUUGGAGAGGUUCUUAUGGUUCAGGUCAAGAAAGAUCUUAAAACUGGUCACUCGAAAGGGUUUGGCUUUGUUCGAUUUACGGAAUAUGACACCCAAGUGAAAGUAAUGUCACAACGACAUAUGAUAGAUGGGCGAUGGUGUGACUGUAAACUUCCAAAUUCUAAGCAAAGCCCAGAUGAACCUUUGAGAAGCAGAAAGGUGUUUGUUGGACGUUGUACAGAGGACAUGACUGCUGAAGAGCUUCAACAGUUCUUUUGUCAGUAUGGAGAAGUGGUAGAUGUCUUCAUUCCCAAACCAUUCAGGGCUUUUGCCUUUGUUACCUUUGCAGAUGAUAAGGUUGCCCAGUCUCUUUGUGGAGAGGAUUUGAUCAUUAAAGGAAUCAGCGUGCAUAUAUCCAAUGCUGAACCUAAGCAUAAUAGCAAUAGACAGUUAGAAAGAAGUGGAAGAUUUGGUGGUAAUCCAGGUGGCUUUGGGAAUCAGGGUGGGUUUGGUAACAGUAGAGGGGGUGGAGCUGGCUUGGGAAAUAACCAGGGUGGUAAUAUGGGUGGAGGAAUGAACUUCGGGGCUUUUAGCAUUAAUCCAGCCAUGAUGGCUGCUGCCCAGGCAGCAUUGCAGAGCAGUUGGGGUAUGAUGGGCAUGUUAGCCAGCCAGCAGAACCAGUCAGGUCCAUCUGGUAAUAACCAAAGCCAGGGCAGCAUGCAGAGGGAGCCAAAUCAGGCUUUUGGUUCUGGAAAUAAUUCCUACAGUGGUUCUAACUCUGGUGCCCCUCUUGGUUGGGGGUCAGCAUCAAAUGCAGGGUCAGGCAGUGGUUUUAAUGGCGGCUUUGGCUCAAGCAUGGAUUCUAAAUCCUCUGGCUGGGGAAUGUAGGCAGUGGGGGUUGGUGGUAGGUUGGUUGGUUGAUAGGUAGGUAUAGAAUGGUGGGAUUCAAAUUUUUCUAAACUCAUGGUAAGUAUAUUGUAAAAUACAUAUGUACUAAAAAUUUUCAGAUUGGUUUGUUCAGUGUGGAGUAUAUUCAGCAGUAUUUUUGACAUUUUUCUUUAGAAAAAGAGGAAAAGCUAAAUGAAUUUUAUAAGUUUUGUUAUAUAAAGGGUUAAAAUACUGAGUGGGUGAAAGUGAACUGCUGUUUGCCUAAUUGGUAAACCAACACUACAGUUGAUCUCAGAAGGUUUCUCUGUAAUAAUCUAUCAUUGGACUUGUUAAAUGGAUUCUUUGCAUGUUCAGAGUAGAAACCAUUGGUUAGAACUACAUUCUUUUCUCAUUUUAAUUUGAAUCCCACCCUAUGAAUUUUUUCCUUAGGAAAAUCUCCAUUUGGGAGAUCAUGAUGUCAUGGUGUUUGGUUCUUUUGGUUUUGUUUUUAACACUUGUCUUCCUUCAUAUACGAAAGUACAAUAUGAAGCCUUCAUUUAAUCUCUGCAGUUCAUCUCAUUUCAAAUGUUUAUGGAAGAAGCACUUCAUUGAAAGUAGUGCUGUAAAUAUUCUGCCAUAGGAAUACUUCUGUCUACAUGCUUUCUCAUCCAAGAAUUCGUCAUCACGCUGCACAGGCUGCGUCUUUGACGGUGGGUGUUCCAUUUUUAUCCGCUACUCUUUAUUUCAUGGAGUCGUAUCAACGCUAUGAACGCAAGGCUGUGAUAUGGAACCAGAAGGCUGUUUGAACUUUUGAAACCUUGUGUGGGAUUGAUGGUGGUGCCGAGGCAUGAAAGGCUAGUAUGAGCGAGGAAAGGAGAGAGCGCGUGCAGAGACUUGGUGGUGCAAAAUGGAUAUUUUUUAACUUGGAGAGAUGUGUCACUCAAUCCUGUGGCUUUGGUGAGAGAGUGUGCAGAGAGCAAUGAUAGCAAAUAACGUACGAAUGUUUUUUGCAUCAAAGGACAUCCACAUCUGUUGGAAGACUUUGAGUUUUGUUCUUAGAAAACCCACUUUAGUUGAAUGUGUUAAGUGAAAUACUUGUACUUCCCUCCCCCUCUGUCAACUGCUGUGAAUGCUGUAUGGUGUGUGUUCUCCUCUGUUACUGAUCUGGAAGUGUGGGAACGUGAACUGAAGCUGAUGGGCUGCGAACAUGGACUGAGCUUGUGGUGUGCUUUGCAGGAGAACUUGGAAGCAGAGUUCACCAGUGAGCUCAGGUGUCUCAAAGAAGGGUGGAAGUUCUCAUGUCUGUUAGCUACUCAUAAGAAUGCUGUUUGCUGCAGUUCUGUGUCCUGUGCUUGGAUGCUUUUUUAUAAGAGUUGUCAUUGUUGGAAAUUCUUAAAUAAAACUGAUUUAAAUAAUAUGUGUCUUUGUUUUGCAGCCCUGAAUGCAAAGAAUUCAUAGCAGUUAAUUCCCCUUUUUGACCCUUUUGAGAUGGAACUUUCAUAAAGUUUCUUGGCAGUAGUUUAUUUUGCUUCAAAUAAACUUAUUUGAAAAGUU
Peromyscus californicus insignis is the source of this 2907-nucleotide messenger RNA. It is a transcript of the gene Tardbp, whose product is annotated as TAR DNA binding protein. Gene Ontology annotation, molecular function: RNA binding. The record is from RefSeq and is a predicted model, not a curated record. Gene Ontology annotation, cellular component: nucleoplasm. The coding region runs from base 130 to 1374 and encodes 414 amino acids. Lineage: Eukaryota; Metazoa; Chordata; Mammalia; Rodentia; Cricetidae. The transcript has 6 exons. Gene Ontology annotation, biological process: regulation of gene expression.